Prosopis cineraria is the source of this 1279-nucleotide messenger RNA. RefSeq names its product gibberellin 2-beta-dioxygenase-like. The record is from RefSeq and is a predicted model, not a curated record. Bases 67 to 1071 code for a protein of 334 amino acids. The transcript is spliced from 3 exons. Gene Ontology annotation, biological process: response to light stimulus; gibberellin catabolic process. NCBI's taxonomy places the organism in Eukaryota, Viridiplantae, Streptophyta, Magnoliopsida, Fabales, Fabaceae.
CUCUCUCUCAACGAUCUUCACAGCCUUGUUCUUCUUCCUUUGUUUCAGUUUACUUCGGCAACAGCCAUGGUGGUUCUCUCCUACUCCUCACUGAACCAGUUCUUGCUCCCCGACUCAUGCAUGUCCACGAACACACCAAGUUUCAUCAAUGAAAUCCCAGAAAUUGACCUCUCUGACCCUCAGGCAAAGACCCUCAUAGUCAAAGCCUCCCAAGACUUGGGCUUCUUCAAGCUCGUCAACCAUGGCGUCCCAUUCGACCUCAUCUCUAACCUCGAAACUGGGGCUCUCAAUUUCUUCGCGCUUCCUCAGCAUCAAAAAGACAGAGCCGGUCCUCCAGACCCUUUUGGCUACGGCAACAAGGGAAUCGGCCGCAGUGGCGAUGUCGGUUGGCUAGAAUAUCUUCUUUUCAACCUCAACCCUGAAGUUGUCUCCCCAAAAUCCCUCUCCAUUUUCCGGGAAAAUCCAGAAACUUUCCGGCGAACAGUGGAGGAAUAUAUAUCAGCAGUGAAGGAGCUGAGCUGUGAAGUGCUGGAAGUAAUGGCGGAAGGGCUUGGGAUAGAACAGAGGAAUGUGUUCAGCAAGCUUCCGAGGGACGAGAGAAGUGAUUGCUACUUCAGGCUGAACUAUUAUCCGCCAUGUGAAGGGGUUGAAGGAAUGAAGAUUGAAGAGAAACUGGUAGGUUUCGGGGAGCACACGGACCCACAGAUUAUCUCUGUUCUGAGAUCAAACACGUCGGGUCUGCAAAUCUGUGUGAAAGAUGGGACCUGGGUUUCAGUUCCACCCGACAGUACUUCCUUCUUCGUCAAUGUUGGUGACCUCCUUCAGACGAUGACAAAUGGGAGGUUUAGGAGCGUGAGGCACAGAGUGGUGGUGCCAGACACAAGCAAGACUAGAUUGUCAAUGAUAUACUUCGUAGGCCCACCAUUGAAUCAAAAGAUAACUCCUUUGCCUUGUCUGUUGAGCCACCAAGAAGAAAGCUUGUACAAGGAGUUCACAUGGUUGGAGUACAAGAAUUCUACUUUCAACUCCAAGCUUUCUCACGACCGACUUGCUCACUUCCACAAGUCUUAGGCUUCUAUUUAUAUGGAUGUAGAGAGUGAGCCAGCCAGCUUAAGCUCUUUUGUCAUAUCGAGUAUGGCCCCGUAAAUAAGUUCUGAGAAUACACUCAUGAUGCGUCACUAUCUUAGCCGUCGUUUUUAUCAUCUUUUAUUUCAUUUUUCUUUGUCUCAGACUCUCAUGAUGGUCACUAUCUUUUUAUUACUUGUAUGUAAUGGUCAUA